AUGCUCCGAAAGCUUUAAAUAUUUAAAAAUUUUUGCACUUAUGAACAUUGGUAAAAUAAAAAUAAAGUUGCGUUAUUUUCAUCAAAAAGCUAUGAUUAAUUGUUCUUUGAAAAAGUAAACAAUUAAUUACCCAAGAAAUAAAGGUUAGAAAUAGAAUAUUUUCCAUAAGAAAUUAACGAAAAAACAGCUAUAUUAACAUAAGGUUUUAAUACAAUAAUACCGUUUGUAAACGAUAAGUUAAAUGCAAAAUGUCUAACUACCCUAAAAAAUAACGGAGUUGACUUAAUUGCUUUAAGAUGUGCAGGUUUUAAUAAUAUUGAUUUAAAAAAAGCAUAAGAAUUAGAUAUAAAAGUAGUCAGAGUACCAGCUUAUUCACCUUAAGCAGUAGCAGAACAUACUAUGGCUCUUUUAUUAACAUUAGUAAGGAAAAUUCAUAAAGCAUAAAAUAGGACAAAAGAAGGAAAUUUUUGUCUUGAAGGACUUUUAGGAAUAAAUUUAUAUCAAAAAAAAGUUGGAGUAAUAGGAACUGGAAAAAUUGGAUAGGCUUUUAUGUAAAUUUGCAAAGGAUUCGAAAUGAAUAUUUUAUGUUAUGAUGUUUAAUCUGACAAAAAAAUUGAGGAAAAAUAUAAUGCUAAAUAUGUAGAUUUGAAAACACUUUUAUAAUAAAGUGAUAUUAUUUCUUUACAUUGUCCAUUAAAUUAUGAUACUUAAUAUAUCAUUGAUAGAAAAUCACUAGAAUUAAUUAAAGAAGGUGCAUAUAUUCUCAACACUGGAAGAGGUAAACUUAUUAGAACUGAUGAAAUUAUUAAUUCUUUGAAAUCUGGAAAAUUAGGUGGUGUAGGAAUAGAUGUUUUCGAAAAUGAGGAAAACUUCUUCUUUUAAGAUUCGAGUGAAAAAGUAAUUAAUGAUGAUGAUUUAGCUAGAUUACUAAUGUAUCCUAAUGUUAUUGUGACAGGGCAUUAGGCUUUUUUUACUUAGGAAGCUAUAAAUGCAAUUUGUUAAGUGACAGUUAAUAAUAUUUUAUAAAUAAGAAAUAACGAAAAAUGUGAAAAUCAAAUAUUUUAUAAAGAUGAUAGAGAAUGA
Molecule: messenger RNA, 1083 nt
Organism: Ichthyophthirius multifiliis
Lineage: Eukaryota; Ciliophora; Oligohymenophorea; Hymenostomatida
Exons: 1
Molecular function (GO): NAD binding; oxidoreductase activity, acting on the CH-OH group of donors, NAD or NADP as acceptor
Source: RefSeq, a predicted model, not a curated record